AGUCCCGAUAUCUUUUCGCCUCCACGCGUUGAAUGCGUCUGUCGAGGCUCACUGUGUACGUCGGUGUUCUCCCGUUGCAUCGCUCCACCCUUUUUUAUAUAUAUAUUUACUUUGCUUUUUUGUUGUUUUUGUUGCUCUUGUUGUCUUCAGUCAUGGCGUUUCUUUGAAGGUAUUUACUACAGUGUGUGUGUGUGUGUGCUUUCGCUUCCCCUGUUCGAUCCCUUUUUGUUUCUCUCUCAUAAAAUAAUAAUUCGAUUGUAUAUGGAAAAAGGAAAAAGGAGUAAAAGAAAAAGAUUCGAAUAAAGCGGCUGCACCGUGAUGUUCGGCAGACGUAGAUCGUUGGCAACGUGUAGUGUACUUCAUAUAUAUGUAUUUACUUGUUUUUUUUUUCUAAAGCCCUCGCAUUUUUGUUGUUGUUUUGUUUGACGUUUCCUCUUCCAGCAAGGGGUUGUCAGGUCAAAAGCUCACACCCACACACACGCAUCCAAUCUUCUCCUUCAUGCGAACGGAACCCUUUCCACAUCGUCCUCUCUCAACAUCUGUUCGUUUGACCAUAUUUAUUUAUACAAAUAUUUGCUUACUUUUUAGUGCAGCAGUGUAAUAAGACUCAUGUAGUUCAGAAGAAAAAUUAAAGGGAUUUCACUUGCUGAAACUCAGAUCUUUUUGUUUGUGGUUGUGGGAGUGUGUGUUUGUUGUUUGUAAAUGAGGAAACGCACGACCAGUUGGUUGUGUGCGGAAGUUUUGUAUGCAUGUGCUGCUUCGAAUUAAGAAAGAAAAAGACAUAGCAUCUUGCAGCGACGCUGGGGGUUCGGCAAUCUCUGCUAACCGUUUUCUUCUUUCUAGCAUUCCGACCCUCACGCGGAGAUGAUGGAAGGCAACACAAAAAAGUGUAGAGGAAGGCGGCGGAUAUGCAAGACGAACCAUGAGCUGCGCUUUUCGCGUUCAUUCGCUUAGUGGUACUCGCAGUAGCUACAGCACUUUUCCACGCACUAUUUGCGAUGCUGCAGCUCGUGUUUUGUUGCUCACCAGCGGCCAUUUCGGCUGCGGGCCUUCGCCUUUGUGCAGGUACUCGUUUCAUUUUUCUUCCUCCUCCUCCUCCUAUCCAUCCUUCUCUCUUCCCGCUCAUUCUGUUGCAGCUCCACCUCCUGGCAUCGCAAGUGGUAUGCUGCUCUUAUUAUUAUUAUUGUUGCUAUAGUUGCAUUGCUUCAAUAUAUAUAUAUAUAUAUCUACUACGUAGGCGCCCCGCCUGAACCGCUAAUUCGAAGUCGCAGUAUCAUUAUUCAUUGUUAAAUAAGAAGUCAUGUUCACCCUUGCGAUCACCGGCAGCGGCUCGGAGCAGCUGAAGGCGGAAGUUCAGGCUGCCCUCGUGGACACGGCCCACCUCUUCGCUGCCCCCUCCUCCACCCCCGAGACGAACCAAAUUUUCACCCUAUGUCUCGAUGCUGCGGACACGGCAUUCAUGAAGCCGCUUUACCAGCUUUAUCACUAUCGUUUUGUGUGGACGGAGAUGAGCACCGUGGCGGAGCUGGUGGCGGCGCUGCGGCCUCUCCUCGCGUCCCACGCCCAACACGGCGGUCACGCCGGCGCCUUCUCCAGCACCCGCGGCGCAGCGGAAGCGUCUAAUUUUUUGUCCGUCGUGCGGGACGGCCUCGCCAGCGACGGCGGCCUCUACAUCCUGAAGAACAUCCCCGUCAUGCCCGACUCGCAGCUGCACUUCUUCUGCAAACAGAAGAACCUCGCCUACGUCGAUGCGGCGGAGACGAUACUGGAGCAGCUGGUGGACGCGAGCAUCGCGCCGGCGGUGCUGUACCCGCUGGUGCUGCAGGCGUACGACCCGUCGCGGUGGUCCGAUAAGAUCGAUAUCUGCCCCAUCACGCCGCUGCUGAAGGGCGGACUUGCGAAGACGAUGGCGGAGGUGGCGACGGAGGACACGGGGCGGCUCGCCCGAUCGGCCUCCUUCAACGCACCGGAGCGGUGGGCCGCCAACGUCUCCGUCAUGGAGCUCUUCCACGGCCCCACCGCCGCCUUCAAGGACUUCGCCCUGCAGCUCUUCCCUCGCUACUUCGCGACCGCCACGGCGACGCAGGAGAAGGAAAAGUACGUCAUCCUCGCAGCCACCUCCGGCGACACCGGCGUGGCGGCCAUCAGCGGCUUCGUCAACGCCGGGGCCCACGCGCAAGUGAUGGUGCUCUACCCGAGUCACGGCGUCUCGCCGGUGCAGCAGACGCAGAUGCUGUCCUUCGACGACGGCGCGCAGGUCCGCGCCUACGCGGUGCCCUCCGAUUUUGACUUCUGCCAGAACACGGUGAAGCAGCUCUUCACGAAUGCGCCGCUGAAGGAGGAGCUCGCCGCGCUGCACCCGGCGGUGCGCCUGUCUUCGGCGAACAGCAUCAACUGGGGACGACUGAUCCCGCAGGUCGUGUACUACUUCUGGGCCUACCGCCACCACGUCCAGCACCCGUCCCCCGGCUGGACGUUUGGCGACCCGAUCGACGUCGUCGUGCCGUGCGGCAACUUCGGCAACAUCCUCAGCGGCUACGUCGCGAAGCUGAUGGGCCUGCCCGUGCGCAAGCUCAUCGUCGCGUCGAACCAGAACGACGUGCUGCACGACUUCGUGAUGACCGGCACGUACGACGUGCGGCAGCGCACCCUCGCCGUCACUGCGUCGCCGUCGAUUGACAUCUUGAAGGCCUCCAACGUGGAGCGCUUCCUCUACCUGCUCAGCCACGGCAACACAGAGCUGGUGGCACGCCUCAUGCGCGAGCUGGACACGAACGGGGUCUUCACGAUACCCGAUGACAUGCGGGCCGCGAUGCAGGAAAGCUUCGCCGCCGGCCGCUGCAGCGAGGAGGACUGCGCCGCCACCAUCAAAUCCGUCUACGAGCUGUCACGGGGCGCUCGCCUGCUCGACCCCCACACGGCCGUCGCCGUCUUCGUGGCACAGAAGUUCCGCGAGGACGAGCUGCUGCAGCGGGACCUGGCGAAGCCGACGGCAAACGACGCGGAUGGCGAUGUGCCCCCGCUGGUCAUCGCGAGCACCGCCCACUGGGCUAAGUUUCCCGCUCCGGUGCUGCACUCUCUGCGUGGUGAGGGUGCCCAGCUCGGCUCACCGGCUGCGUCGGUUGCCGCCGGCAUUCACGAGGUGCGGGCUCUCUACGCGGAGAUCACGAAGAACGGCACCCAGCAGCCGCAUCCGGCGCUGCUGCACGCGCUUGAUGUGGCGGAGAAGACGGCCAACUCGGUGCGCUCCAUCGACGCGGAUCUCCCUGCAAUUCAGAAGGAGUUGGAGGGCUUCGCGCGCGUCUAA
Messenger RNA from Leptomonas pyrrhocoris, 3307 nucleotides. RefSeq names its product putative threonine synthase. The record is from RefSeq and is a predicted model, not a curated record. Lineage: Eukaryota; Euglenozoa; Kinetoplastea; Trypanosomatida; Trypanosomatidae. The transcript has a single exon. Gene Ontology annotation, cellular component: cytoplasm. The coding region runs from base 1301 to 3307 and encodes 668 amino acids.